Coffea arabica (coffee) is the source of this 477-nucleotide messenger RNA. RefSeq lists its product as uncharacterized. The record is from RefSeq and is a predicted model, not a curated record. NCBI's taxonomy places the organism in Eukaryota, Viridiplantae, Streptophyta, Magnoliopsida, Gentianales, Rubiaceae.
AUGAGUUUAUUGUUAUAUGUAUACCCCGCGCUCAUCAGCAAACCAUGGCAAUUCAACAAGGGCAUCCACUUCGAUGGUAUUUCUAACAAAUAUUCAUUCCAGCAUUGUAAUAGAAAAGCUUUUCUUGUACCCCUAACACCUAAUCAAGUGCAUGAGGAUCAAGAAAGCCUACAAAAGGAAUGGGAGAUUGAGAAUGAAAAGAGACAAAAAGAGAAAGCCAAGAGUAUAAAAGUGAGUGAGUUGGCUAAGCAAUGUGAGAGGAAAAAGGCUUAUUUAGAGUCAGCCAAAGAGAGUUUUGAAGAUUUCUUCCCCGAGGAGAUCCCAAGUGGACUACUACCAAUAAGGGGGAUCAAGCAUCAAAUCGAUUUGGUUUUGAGAGCUUCACUUCUUAACAAACCAGCUUAUAGGAUGGAAUCAGAGGAGACUAAAGAGCUUCAAUAUCAAGUAGAUGAGCUCUUGAAGAAAGGAUGGGCAUGA